Molecule: messenger RNA, 237 nt
Organism: Cladophialophora yegresii CBS 114405
Lineage: Eukaryota; Fungi; Ascomycota; Eurotiomycetes; Chaetothyriales; Herpotrichiellaceae
Exons: 1
Coding region: 1-237 (78 amino acids)
Biological process (GO): nucleotide-excision repair; transcription by RNA polymerase II; transcription initiation at RNA polymerase II promoter
Cellular component (GO): transcription factor TFIIH core complex; transcription factor TFIIH holo complex
Source: RefSeq, a predicted model, not a curated record
AUGCCGAAAGCCCAGAAAGGAGCCCUUCUCCAAUGCGACCCACCCCAAAUGGCGAUGGUCCGAAAGAUCGACCGGGAGUCCAACCAUGCUUAUAUCUUGGAGGAGAUUGACGACAAGACCUGCCUGGUCAAGGAGAAUCGAGUGGAGGAGAUCAAAGCCAAGGUCAAAGAGUUGAUGGAUGCUGCAAUGGGCAUGGAUGAGGAUGACAACGAUGACAAAGACAGCGACCUAGAUUGA